Messenger RNA from Alternaria burnsii, 1359 nucleotides. RefSeq names its product histone h1-binding protein. The record is from RefSeq and is a predicted model, not a curated record. The coding region runs from base 1 to 1359 and encodes 452 amino acids. The transcript has a single exon. Lineage: Eukaryota; Fungi; Ascomycota; Dothideomycetes; Pleosporales; Pleosporaceae. Gene Ontology annotation, molecular function: histone binding. Gene Ontology annotation, biological process: DNA replication-dependent chromatin assembly; CENP-A containing chromatin assembly. Gene Ontology annotation, cellular component: nucleoplasm.
AUGGCUGACCCUGCGACUGAACCGCUCGCGACCGUCACUGAGACCGAGGACCUGCCCAGGACGAAAGAGAAGAUGGCAGAGCUGUCGCAGGCUGCUUCCAUCCACUACUCCACCAAAAACUACGACGCUGCUGCCGAACACUACGCCGAUGCCGUCGAAAUUCAAGCUGAACUCAACGGCGAGAUGGCGCCUGAGAACGCUGAGCUGCUCUUCUACUACGGGCGCGCGCUAUACAGGUCCGCAGUCGCCAAGAGUGAUGUGCUAGGCAACAAGGUGGCAACACAGGAGAAGAAGAAGAAGCAGCCCAAAGCGAAAAAGGCCGCCAGAACAGAGGCGGGCGAGGGGUCAAGCGCCGCAAAGGCUGAGCCCAAGGAGGAGUCAGUAGAGAACAAGCCAUACUUCCAACUCCAGGGCGACGAGAACUGGACCGAUUCUGAAGAUGAAGACGAUGACAUGCAGGACGGCGAGGAAGAGGACGACGACGACGACCUCGGAAACGCGUACGAGAUCUUCGAGCUAGCUCGCGUCCUCUACGAGAAGCAAUUAGACUCGCCAGAAGGAGAUGCCUCAGAUAAGGGCAAGGGCAAAGCAGAGCUAAGUCCACGAGCACGCAUCGUGAAAGAGCGUAUCGCAGACUGCCACGGUUUCCUUGUUGAGAUCUCGCUGGAGAACGAGCGAUUCCACGACGCCAUAUCAGACGCCCGCAAAGCGCUCGCCUUACAAGAGGAACUGUAUCCUUUCGAACACGAGAACGUCACAGAAGCUCAUUACUCGCUUUCCCUCGCGCUGGAGUUUGCAUCUGUCUCUAAGGUACGAGAAGACCAGACCGGACAAACGACCGAGGAGUCCGCGAAGCAAGAACCAGGGAAAGAAGACGAAAACGGUAUAAACUGGGAGCUGCGCAACGAGGCUGCUGAGCAGACUGAUCUUGCCAUAAAGAGCCUAGAGGCACGAUUGAAGAAGGAGGAGGCCGCACUCGGCUCUGACGCGCUGAAACCUGAGCAGAAGAAGGAGAAGCAAACAAUCAUUGAGGAUAAAAAGGGUAUGCUCGAGGACCUAAAGACUCGUCUUGUAGAUCUCAAGUCAGAUCCCACGAAGCAGGAGUUCGACAGUAUUGACUCGUCCGUGUUCAAGGGUCUGCUAGGAGGCCUGUUGGGCGCAGAUUCCGCGACGCAAAAGGCCAAGCUUGCGGAAGCUACCAAGACCGCGAACGAUGUGUCUGGUAUGGUGAAGAAGAAGGUCAAGGCGCCUGUUCCGGCACCAUCAGGUUCAAACGAUGCCGGUAGCAGUAAGAGGAAACUAGAAGUUGAUGAUGGCGGCGCGGAGGGCAAGCGAGCGAAAACUGAGGAACCCGCAUAA